AUGGGAGAUACAUAUGAUGAUGUUUCUACUUAUGUCACUCGUACUCCUCAAGUGACGCAGGUUGUUGAUCCUACUGCAGACUCCGUCAUGCUCGAUUCAUCUCAUCCUUUCUACCUCCACCCAUCAGAUUCUCCUGGGAUGGUGCUUGUUAGCUCCAUUUUUUAUGGGAAAGGUUAUGGAGGGUGGCGAAGGGUCAUUUUCAUUGCCUUGUCAGCUAAAAACAAACUUGGAUUUAUAUCAGGUUCCUUUCCUCAACCCAAAAUUUCAUCAGACUCUUUCAAGCCAUGGACAAGGUGUAACGGUAUGGUCAUCUUUUGGGUUUUGAACUCUCUCUCUAAAGAAAUAGCUGAGAGUGUGCUUUAUUCCAAAACUGCCAGGGACAUUUGGAAUGAGCUUGAGGAGCGAUUUGGGCAGAGCAAUGGUCCUCAGCUCUAUCAACUACAAAAGGAAAUCACAGAGUUAGCCCAAGCAAACCUGGACAUUGCUGGAUAUUAUACCAAGCUGAAACGACUUUGGGAUGAGUUAGACAGCUUGGACAUUACACAACAUUGUACCUGUGAUUGUUCAUGUGGAGGAAAGGAGAAACACUACAAGUCUCAACAAGAUGAGAGACUUAUUCAAUUUCUCAUGGGGCUCAAUAAUGCAUAUGCUGCAGCUAGGAGCAGCUUGCUUAUGCUAUCUCCAUUACCUUCAGUUAACCAUGCUUAUUCCCUCCUGAUUAGGGAUAAGAAACAAAGGAAAGUGCAGAUCUCUCAGCAUGUUCUUCCUCAGAGUGCUUUUGUUGCAUCUCAGUAG
Molecule: messenger RNA, 795 nt
Organism: Nicotiana tabacum (common tobacco)
Lineage: Eukaryota; Viridiplantae; Streptophyta; Magnoliopsida; Solanales; Solanaceae
Source: RefSeq, a predicted model, not a curated record